Candidozyma haemuli is the source of this 1230-nucleotide messenger RNA. RefSeq names its product proteinase A (gene APR1). Bases 1 to 1230 code for a protein of 409 amino acids. Gene Ontology annotation, cellular component: fungal-type vacuole. The transcript has a single exon. The record is from RefSeq and is a predicted model, not a curated record. Lineage: Eukaryota; Fungi; Ascomycota; Pichiomycetes; Serinales; Metschnikowiaceae. Gene Ontology annotation, molecular function: aspartic-type endopeptidase activity.
AUGAAGUUGACCACCACCCUCGUUGCUGUGGCAGCGGCACUUUUCGGUGCCACCGAUGCCAAAAAGUUCUCCACCAAGCUUAAUAAAAUUCCCGUUGAGGAAUCCUUGGAUGCCUUUAGGUUCCAUGAAUACACCUCGGCUUUGGCCCUGAAGUACAUUGAUGCCUACGCUGCUGCUGGCUACGGUAACUCUGGCCAGAGCGGUCAGGAUGUGGCUCAGAUUCCACUUGUUUCUAACGGUGGCAAGCACGAGGCUCCUCUUACCAACUACUUGAAUGCCCAGUACUUCACUGAAAUCCAGCUUGGUACCCCAGGCCAGACCUUCAAGGUUAUCUUGGAUACUGGUUCUUCUAACUUGUGGGUUCCAUCCAAGGACUGCAGCUCCUUGGCUUGUUUCUUGCACUCCAAGUACAACCACGACGAGUCUGCUUCUUACAAGGCUAACGGCUCUGAGUUCUCUAUCCAGUAUGGUUCUGGUGCUAUGGAGGGUUACGUUUCCCAGGACACCUUGGCUAUUGGUGACUUGGUGAUUCCAAAGCAACAGUUUGCUGAGGCCACUUCCGAGCCUGGCUUGGCUUUCGCCUUUGGUAAGUUCGACGGUAUCUUGGGUUUGGCUUACGACACUAUCUCCGUCAACAAGAUUGUUCCACCAGUCUACAACGCCAUCAACCAGGGUCUCUUUGAGUCUCCUCAGUUUGGUUUCUACCUUGGUGACGCCAAUGAGGACGAAAACGACGGAGGUGUGGCCACUUUCGGUGGUUACGAUGACUCCCACUUCAAGGGCUCCCUUACCUGGUUGCCAGUUAGAAGAAAGGCUUACUGGGAGGUUUCCUUUGACGGUAUCGGAUUGGGCGAUGAGUACGCCGAAUUGACCUCCACUGGUGCUGCUAUUGACACCGGUACUUCUUUGAUCACUUUGCCAUCUGCUUUGGCUGAGCUUAUCAACGCCAAGAUUGGUGCCACCAAGUCUUGGUCUGGCCAGUACCAGGUUGACUGUGAGAAGAGAGACGAGUUGCCAGACUUGACCUUGACUUUCGCUGGUUACAACUUCACCUUGUCUCCAUACGACUACACCUUGGAAGUGUCUGGAUCUUGUAUCUCUGCCUUCACUCCAAUGGACUUCCCUAAGCCUAUUGGUGACUUGGCUAUCAUCGGUGACGCCUUCUUGAGAAGAUACUACUCCGUUUACGACUUGAAAAAGAACGCUGUUGGUUUGGCCCCAGCCAAAUAA